Micropterus dolomieu (smallmouth bass) is the source of this 2954-nucleotide messenger RNA. RefSeq names its product leucine rich repeat containing 75Bb (gene lrrc75bb). Lineage: Eukaryota; Metazoa; Chordata; Actinopteri; Centrarchiformes; Centrarchidae. The record is from RefSeq and is a predicted model, not a curated record. Bases 184 to 1119 code for a protein of 311 amino acids. The transcript has 2 exons.
CAGGGCACUCGUUGUUGUUAUGAUGAUGUUUUACAGUUCAGAGUAGCCUUGAAACUUUAAAACAUAAUUUUACUGAGGGCAUAAGUAUCUUGGCACAUCUCGCUGCAAGUUAAGGGUAAUGAUUUGGCUGCAUGUUGUUAAAAUCCCUCUCACCACCACCGACACAUCCUCCCAAGACGAGUGAUGGGUUCUAAGUUGACCAGACAGAGAAGUCUGGAUUUGGAAAGCAAAUUGUCCAAAAGAAGACGCCAGAGAAAUGACACCUCGGGAGAAAGCGAGAGAACUGGCGCCAGGGGCGGCGGAGACUUGUUGUUUACCUCCUUGAUGCUCAAGUCAGACAAGCUCCCGGGGAUGCUGCGGAAAACCAACCACAGCCCAUAUGUCAGACGGGUGGCUUGGAUUAGGGAAAUCCAGAGGCUUCUCCGGGAGCAGAAGAAGGAGCAAGCCGCUGAAGUGCUCAAACUGCUGAGAAAGUUGAUAGAGCUUAUACAUGCUUUGUCUUCUCUUUCAAACAGUCUGAAGACCACCCUGAAAAAGAAACUCUCCGGUGAUGUGGUCAACCUGUCAGGUAUCCCACUGUCUGGCCGAGACGUCCACCGUGUGGCAUUCUACCUCCAGAACAGCAGUGACGCAGUGUCGGCUGUGGACCUGAGCUUCACUGAGCUGCAGGACGAGAGUUUACGGCUUCUGCUGCCCUACCUCGGCUGCCUGCCGAAACUGACCAUACUAGCCAUUAAUGGCAACCGUCUAACAAUGGCCAUCCUAAAAGAUCUUACAGAUGCAGUGAAGGACCCUAAGAAGUUCCCCAGCCUAGCCUGGAUCGACCUGGGCAACAAUAUGGAUAUCUUCACCGUGCCGCAGCCGCUGCUUGUGGCCCUACGGCGCCGCUUUGGUUUACGCAGUAGCCUGCCCACAAUUUAUGAGUACAGAGAGGCACAGGCCUUCGGUGGCUACAACCCAAACAUGGAGACCUCUGUGGAGGAGCCCAGUCUCUGUGAAGAGGCAGAUGGAGAGGAAGAUGAUAGAGAGGAGGAGGAGGACAGGCUGGAGCUUCGAGCCUGGGGCUUUGGAGAAGAAAAUAUGUCAAAAAAUUUGCCGCUGCAGUUCUGUGGGAGGUGAUCGGCCAGAGAUUUCUUUUAGACUUGCUGCCCCUGAGAUCCCUCAGUAUCACUUCACUCUAAGUUUAGCCUCCAGUGUUAGCAGGUGUCAUUGUGGCAGAUGCUUACAGUGACCCACAUGUUUCUGAAAAUAACUUUAAAAUAAGUAACUGUGUUAUGUGUCCCUCUUGAUGCUCUGACUACUGAAACUCAGCAAUGUGAUGCAGGCAGCUCUGUGUUUUUAUAGGCACUAAGAUUUGAUUUUGGAUUGAUUUAACUUUCAUUUACUGUAUACACGAGAAGUUGAGUUGAGGGGCGUGUUUGCUGUAUUUCUGUGCUUUAUGUCCCAAAAGUUUUCUGCUCUCUCACACCUUAAAUCUUCCCAUUAUUUGCCACUGUCCACCAGAUUAAGUGCCUUGCACAAGGGCACCUCAGCAGUAGUGAUGGUGUUGCUAAUUCCCAUUACCCAAGCUGUUUUGGCCUCUCUGACAACUUCCUCCCUGCUCCCCCAUUUCUGUGUAAAGUCUGAAUAAGUCAAAGUAACUAAAUGUGAGGUACAAGGUAAACAUCACAAGAAAUAGAUCCGCUUAAUUUCAACGCAUAUUUUUGCUAUGAUAUAUUUGUUUUUAGUCAAAACUCAACUGCAGUGAGAUUAUGUUCACAUAAAAUCGUCUUCCAGUGUUUUUUCUGAUAGGGCACAGCAUUUAUUCUGGAAUUAUUUUUAAAAAAUGGUGAGUAAAUGAAGCAUACUUCCAGUGCAUGCAUGCAGAUGACACGCACAGUGUAUAGUCUGCAGAUGACUGAUUAAUGCCUCUAUCAGUCCUCUUUAGGUCCCUUCUGUCACAGAUGGCGAGCAGAGGAUCUAUUUUUUUCUUAGCAAAUAGGACUAGCCCCAGAUAAUUUCAUUUUUGACUGAUUCUAUUUAUGAAUCAGACAAUAAGCAACUGGAAAGAUGCCCACUCAGUUUUUAAAGGCGCAUUCAGAAUUGAUGAUGAAACGAUUAUAAACAGCUCUGAUUUAAGUUUCUCUUCUGUGGUACUACAGCAUGUAUAUAAAUCUAUGUUGUGACCAUGACUAAACUUCAAACAGUUGUUUUUGUUUUGUUGCUUUUUCUUAGAUGUGAAGUUCUCAUCCUCUUGUAUGGUUUUUAAAAAAUGGGUAUGACUGUUUACAGUAGCGCAACAUCCACUCCCACAGACGGAGAGCAUGUUUACAUGUACAUUAAUAUUCCAACUACUUAGAGCUUGUUUGUGUGUGUGUGUGGGGGGGUUCGAUAAAAAAAAAAUGCUGCAUGUGAUCACAACUGUCAAAGAGCCCACACUUUAUCCUGUCUACAGAUGUUAAUGUGGUCUGUUCUCUUUCCAUGCUGUUAUUCAGGAAAAUCUGUUUAUUUGUGUCUACAGGGAUAUUAAUGAACAGGAUGCUUGGUGUGUGUGUGUGUGUGUGUGUGUGUGUUUGUGUGUGUGUCUGUGUCUGUAUGAGAGCAUAAUUAGAGUGUGCGCCUGUGUGCAUAAGUGUGUUGUGGACAUGCAGAGUAAAUUGCUACCUUUGAUCGUAGAAAUGAAAUGUUUACUCAUUUGCACUUAAAGGCGGACUCUGUCCCUGAAUGCACAAGCUUUGUUUUUAUGGGUUGUUGUUUACAUAAAAAACACCUCCUAAAAUAAGUCGACCACAUCCUAAAAUAAAUGUUUUGUCUCAACUUUUAUUGAAAUCAUAAACCUUUAUAUAAAUCACUGUCAUAAUAAAAAUCUGUUUUAAAUGUACUUAAUUUUGGCCCAUUAAAAUAGUGUCUCGCUUUUAAAGUAAAAGUGAUGUUCGCCUGCCGUUGCUUCGAAAAUAAACAUGAUUUGAAUAACA